AUGAGCUUCCUGCUCGAUCGCAAGUUUCCAGUAGUAUGUCGAAUCCGCAGGAAAUACACCUCGGCGCGUUCCCUCAAGCUAUGGCCGUCGCAAUACAUAAACAAAGACAAGGCAGAGACGCCACAACGGCUCUCUGAUCUUCUAGCUUGCUCCAUUCCUCCUCUCGACGACCGUUCCUCCUCCCGUUCACCUCACUCGUCAUCUGCAUCCACCCUCCAGGCAUCCAAGUACGACAUCAAGACCGACGUCGAAUAUCAACUCUAUAUCAUUCAGUACUGGGAAAAGCUCAACUCGUUGGCUGGUUAUUCUAGAAAGGUUCUAGACUUUGUAACGGACCACCAUCCUCCAAGCCAGCCUAUCACCAACUAUCUCGAUCUCAAAGACGUUUGGACGCCGAUUAUGUCUGUCACUGGGGCGCAGUACUUCAUUGAACCCGAGUUCGCCGUCUCUGGAGGGGCCUGCGACCGCUUGAUCUCAGCCAGGGUUUCAGAGCCAGGGUUGUCCUCGACACCAGAGCUCGUCUCUGAACCAACUUCCCACAACGUCCACUCCCUAGAGAUCAAACGAUAUCCGGUUAUCGACGAGUCGCAGCGUCAAUACGCGAUCUACAAGCAAUCGGAGGGAGUGGAUACCAGUACUCUGCCAAACGGCGAUUCUGUGGUCUCUAUACCCUUUAAAUACCCUAUCUACGCCGUAGGAGAGUCCUUCAAGAGAGCUGGCGCUCCGCCGAGCAAGUUGGCCCUUUGGGAGAAUGUAUAUCUGCAAGCGUGGAAGUGCCUCGUCCAAGCGAGUCCUUGGGGUUCUUUGGCGUCCGAUCGCCAUUUCAUUCCUAUUAUCCGCGUUGGUCCAUCGACGAUGGCUGUGGGAAAUCGGGUACUGAGUGACAAUUGGUCACUUGCAUACGUAGGGCAGCACAUGCUUCGCAUUGCUGUCGAGCGUCACGGGCCCUCCAAGGAGGAGUUUUCCAACAUUGACUCCGAGGUCCAAGCGUGUCUCCUCGAAACCUUUCAUCCUCUCAUCACGAUGUUCGGAAACCCUGUUCCACCUCACGCACAAUUUUACACUGAACGCGGCACGGGUACCAGCAACCGCGGUAGUCGUAUCAAGACCACUAAAACGAAGAAGGGUAACAAAGUAUCGAAGCCGGUGAAGGCUUCCGAGCAAGCCAAAACGCUGAAGGAAUCCAACGUUCCAGAAAGAUCCGAGAGCCUUCAAAAGCCCACGGGCAACCAUCCCACCAAGUCUAAACGUGUUCCUCCAGCCUCUUCGACGAAACAGCAAAACACGACUCCGUUGCCAGACAGGGACGAGAUGACCGCCGUCGAAAGGGACUCAGGGUCGGAAGACAUCGUGCCGCAGCACCGCGAGGAACCACUGACAAUGCCAAUUGUCAUACGAAACCGUACCGAGGAGUUUCGCUUGAUUGUUCCGCCGCCGAACCAUCCUGAAGUUGGCGAUGUCAUCAAGCUUACGAAUAGGAUCGGCAGUGGAGUUCUGGGGACGGUGUAUCGCGGCAGAUGGAAUGAUGUUGAUGUUAUCGGGAAAGUGGUGGCCAUAGGAGACGAGGAGGACGCAACGUCGUUGGAGAAGGAAGCUGAGGUCUAUCUGGCCCUCCAGGAGCAGUGGGGACGAGCCGUACCAUCAUUCUAUGGCCUUUUCAAAAGCCGACAUCGUCUUCUGCUUUUACUGUCCUAUGAGGGACAACCGGUCAGCAAGCAUGAUCUCCAGAAGUAA
Molecule: messenger RNA, 1734 nt
Organism: Dacryopinax primogenitus
Lineage: Eukaryota; Fungi; Basidiomycota; Dacrymycetes; Dacrymycetales; Dacrymycetaceae
Exons: 4
Coding region: 1-1734 (577 amino acids)
Biological process (GO): protein phosphorylation
Molecular function (GO): protein kinase activity; ATP binding
Source: RefSeq, a predicted model, not a curated record